Molecule: messenger RNA, 2043 nt
Organism: Penicillium nucicola
Lineage: Eukaryota; Fungi; Ascomycota; Eurotiomycetes; Eurotiales; Aspergillaceae
Exons: 1
Coding region: 1-2043 (680 amino acids)
Source: RefSeq, a predicted model, not a curated record
AUGGCACUUUUGAAAACGGUGUUGGCCCUUGUGCUGGCAUCCUCUUUUGCAAAUGCCGCCACCCAGCAACAAAUGCAUGGCUUCUCUCCAAAAUGGAGUAAGCUGAGCUUAGACGACAUCACCCCUUCCCUGGAUCCAAGCUCAGGCGGUACCAAGUGCUGUCCGCGUGGGACAACUUUCGACGGAAAGACGUGUGUUCUGGGAUCCGCUUCAUGUCCCGGCGACUCGUCUCUCGAAGACGGCAAGUGUGUUUCCAGAAUUGCUCCCCGAUGCGAAAAGGACCAAAAGGUCAGCCCGGAUGGCUUGUGUAUCACGGAAUCUCCUCCCAAUUGUCCUGGUGGCUUGAAACUCAAGGGGAGGAGCUGUGUUGAUCCCCGAGGCGCUACAUGCGAUGGUGACCUGAAGCAAGAAGGCGAUCUCUGCGUUUCGAAGAUCCAGCCCCAAUGCAGUGGCACCGAUCAUUUCCAAGACGGGGCUUGUGUCAGCUCCCAAGGACCACAGUGCGGCGAAGGCAGCGAGUACAUCGAUGGAUUUUGUGUUAGCAAAACGCCGCCUGAGUGCUCCCACGGGACUGUAUAUGACCCAAAACUGGGGCUCUGUGUCUCCUCCGUCAGCAACGGAUGUCCGAUUCCCAACACUCGCCCAAAGAACGGAGUCUGUGUGUCUGACGUCGGUCCCAGUUGUGGAAAGGAUGAGAAUCUUGUGCCUGAUAUUGGAAAGUGUGUCUCUCGUUCUCCGCCGACCUGCGAAGAUCCAUCACUGAAGGUGGAUGGAAAGAACUGCAUUUCACCAGAUGGCCCCAAGUGUACGGAUGGCUAUGAUCUUUCUUUCAACCCGUCGGCCGGCACAUCCCAAUGCUGCCCUACGGGUUCCAGCUGGGAUGGUGUUUCCUGUGUUUCAGAGGCCGGUGCAGACGGUUGUCUUCCUGGAUGGACCCCAUCCGGCAACAAAUGCAAACUCAAGCCCCUGCCUGCUGUCUGUCAGCCGGACGCCGAUCUCAAGGGCGGAAAGUGUGUGUUCAAAGAGCAACCAAAAUGCAGCGAUGGUUACGAGAGAGAUAAUCUCAAUCGAUGUGUAUCUACGCAGGCGCCACGUUGUCCGGAUGACACGAAAUUAAUCAAUGGGGAAUGUGUUUCUACUGUGCCAUUGAAAUGCCCCCAGGGCAGCCACUUCGAGGAGGAUCGGUGUAUCAGCGAUCUUGGUCCUCUGUGCUCCAUCCCACGGGCAAAGUUCGAUGGAAAGGGACAUUGUGUUGUUGACGACAUGCCUCACUGCCCCUCUGGCGUGCAUAACGGCAACACAUGUUUGACCGGAGAGACACCUUAUUGUCAGGACGGAUUCAACUAUGUUGGCGGCCGAUGUGUCUCUUCCUCAACACCAAAGUGCACGCAUCCAUUGACCUUGACUACGGAAGGUGACUGUAUUUCUCGUAAGCAGCCUACUUGCGAAAAAGGCAUCUUCCGUAAAGGCGAGUGUUUCGUCGGAGAGGCCCAGUGCCCAGAAGGUACCGACUAUCGCCAGGGCCGCUGCGUCAGCCGUGAAUAUCCUCAGUGCACUCAAGAAGGAUAUGAGUGGUUCAGGCCUGAAAGCAAGUGUCGGAAGAAGGACAAGACCGACUGUGGCUCUGGAUAUCACGAAAAGGAUGGCGAGUGUGUCUCAGACAUUCCCGGUGAUUGUGGAGAACUCGAGCUACGUGAUGGCCAAUGUGUCCACCCCGGUCCUCCAAAGUGUCCGGAAGAAAGCAACACGUACUGGGAUGGCGAGGAUUGUCGAUCUCCAGAUGUGCCUGAUUGUGGUGUUGGAAAGUCCUUCAACCAGGCCAAGGGGACCUGCGUGGCGGAGUCCAAGCCUGUAUGCGAUGACCCCGGAAUGGUGUUUGACGAGGACCUCAAGAAGUGUGUCUCCGGCGAUGGUCCGCAAUGUCCAGAUGACCAGCGAUUUAAUCCAGCUACUCAGAGCUGUGUUUUGGUUGUUGGAGACUGCUUGGAGUUCGAGUACUGCCCACCGGUAAAUCACCAUUCUGACUUGUUUGAGACUUUGUGA